CAAGUUUGACAUUUAUAAACAUUGUGGUCAAACGUUUUCCUUCGUUGUUUUCUAUUACUCGUGCUAAUUGCAUAUUAGACGUGAAUGACAACACACAUUUUUCGUGUAAUGUAGUUAAAUUGUGUACUUUCAAUAUUUUGCAUUAUCCAUUGCGGCGCCCACUGCACACACAGCCAUGGCCGACGAGGAGCAUCCAUUCAAUUACGAUGAUUUAAACUUGGACUUUUUAGAGCUUUCACCACCAAAUAAAAAAGAAGUCCAGAAAUCCACGGCUACCACCAAUACGGCUACUAUUCGCGCCAAUUCCUAUAAAGCAAAAGAUCUGGCGCAAAGAAUUGCUCAAUGUAAUGAAUUGGUUAAUAAAAUUAAUUUGUUGAAAAUGGAAAAUUCGAAUAUACAGCUGAAGCUUAGAGAUUUUCAAAAAUCGGCAAAUCAAAUUCACAAACUUUAUGUAAACGAAAAAAAGAAGUGCUUGGAUUUGCAAACGCAGUACCAAACUGUGGAGCUCAAAUCAAAUAAUCUGCACGAACAUUGCACGCGAUUGAAAAGUGAAGUGGCAGAGAAACAAAUGCAGUUGGAACAAGUAGAAGCUCAAUUAGAUAACACAAAAGGUCCCUUAAGCUUUACGGAAUUAGCAAUCAAAUAUCUGAAGUUAGUUCAAAAACUCAACGAGGAUGAAAGAGUGAAAUUAUAUGACAAACCACUUUUAGAUGAUUUAAGUAAUUACUGUGAACAGAGGGGUAUGAAAGUGCCUCUUAUAAAAGUAAGGGCUAAUAAUAAACGUAAACUUAGAAAAGAUAAAGAUAUCCAGUGUAACCUGCUGAACGCUUCAGAUACAUUUGUAACAAAGCAAGUCGCUGUACAAUCCACACAGACAUCAGUAAUACAAAGCAAUCAUAUGCACACACAAACAGUUGCCCCAUUAUCGAGAGAUAUGUGUGCACAAACAUUGCACACAGAGGAAAUCCUCACUAAGAGUACGCAGAAUCAAGCGGUACAAACAAACUUAAUUGAAUUGCGUUCACAAGGAACACAACAUAUAUCCACUACAACAACACGAGGCACAUCAACUUCAUGCUUUAUCAAAAAACAUAAUGUUGGUACAAUUUUUCCAGAACCAAAGAUAAUUCCAUUAGAAGCGACAUUGGUUGACAAAUUCUUUGAAGUAUGGAGCGUAUCACCGCUUAGUCCAAUAUCCGAUCCAAUUCCGGAAACAACUUCUAAUGAAUUUGAUUUAUCAGAAGCUACCCCAUUGCUGAGUUUGCCUAAUAAAUCUAAGUCUAUAGGCACUUGCACUUAUUUGUGUAAUGUGCAACGCCAAAUAGAUUAUAUUCCAAUUAUGGAAACAUUUAAACGUUCACAAUCCAGUUCACCUUCGUUUAUAUAUGAUAAUAUGAAGUAUGAAAUCAACGCCACCCCAUCAUCUACGCCACCACCACCAGCACAUCUAUCUACAACACAACUUAAUGAAAAUACUGAAACUUCGGGUUUACCGACCAACAAUAAUUUACACAAUAUUAGUAAUUUACAACCAAUGAUAAGUGCAUUAACGAACCUUCCCGAAAUGCAUCCAGAUGUAUUUUCUACUGUUUGGCAAAUGGCUGGCCAAAUGUUUAUGGGACUUCUAUACUCGCCUACCAGUAACCACUUGCGACCGCAACAGUUUAAUAGACCUAAUGAUUCACAUACCUUGCAGCAGUUUAAUAAUUGGAUACAUACGUUAUACGAAUCUAGGCAAAUUUCACAGCAACAACCAGCAUCACCGUUACCAACACAAUGUGAGCAACAAAUAAAUAGGAGGGAAAACACCUUUGACUUAAAUAGAGAAAAUAAUACGAAUAUAACACAAUCCAACGUUGUUUCAACACAAUUUGAAGGUACACCGACAGAAAUCGCUUAUGAUAGCAACAUCAAUCCAAUGAGUGAUCUUACCGACAAUAAUAUUAGUACAGAUGGGAGUACACAAACUCAUGGUGAAUGUGAGGAUUUUGAAAAAUGGAUAUUCAAAGAACCACUCGAAAUACCAAAACGAUCCGUCAAACAAGUGCGUGGCCAGAAAAUUACCACAGAAGAACCAAUAAGUACCAGGAAGCGGAAGAAUAACAAAAAACUAAUGAAACGGUAUAAAACAAAAAGGGCAAAACUAGUCGCGACAUCUAUUAUUAAUAACGAAACAGAUUCUAAAUCCGAUAAUCGGGAAGUUACAGUAGACCAAAAUGAAAAACUCUUUCUCACUGCUGUCGAAUUUUGCGCCAAUCUUUACAGCUCCAAUGAAGAUUACCAAAUAGAAAACGGCAGAAAUGUUGCGGUGUCGGAAAGUGUCUACUUAGCACACUUAGAAGAUGAUUUUGGUACUGAAUCUGUAAAUGUAAAGCAUACUGAAGAUGAAAAACUAAAUAAUACUAUUAACGAUCUAGAUAUUAAUGCUGAAAAAGAUAGACCCAACUCGUUAUGUGCUAAUGAAAACCAAUUAAGAUUAUUACAAGAUAAAAGCAGUGUGAAUAUGGUCAUGUCUGAAGACAUAAAAGUACCUGAACUGUACGACAGUGAAAGAAACAAUUGUGAUAGUUUCGAAAUGACUGAUGCUAGAUGUUCAAUUGAAAAUCAACAGGAAGUAUAUGAGAAACAAAAUAAAUACAAACGUAAUUUAGCAUAUAAUAUAUUUGGAAGUGAUUCAGAUGAUAGCGACGUUGAUAUUACACAAACAAAUUGCUCGCUACAAGAACAACAAGAUACAAAUAGCCCUACACAAUUCGAUAAUAUAUUUAUCUCAAAUGAUGUGAAUACUAAAAUGUGUGCUGUUUUGAAGCAACCUGAAAAAAAUAUUGACCGUAAAGAGCGUUUAGAAAAUGAUAGGUUAGAGGAAACCAAAAACAUUGAGAUACUGACGGACAUUUCAGAAAGUACCCAUUACCAAGAAGAAUUGAAAGAAAAUGAAGCUGACGUCAGUAGUAUGAAGUUCACAGAUCCAUUCCAGAAAAUAAACAAUAGUGCAGAUAUUUCCAAACCUCUUGAAGAAAUACAUAAAUUCAAGCUUCCGAAUAUCCAUCCGCCUAAUACUAAUGAGUUAACCAAAGGGACCGAAGGUACUAAGCUUGCCGACACUUAUAAGCAUCCGUUUUCAACGAAAGCAACAGAGUUCCAACAAAAUGAAGCUAUUUCAUUAACAACAACAGCAUCUAUUCAACCCUUAUACCAUUCUCACAACGAAAAUGAAGAAGUCGAUGAACCCAUACUUGUUUUAGUCGAAGGAACUCCUGAAAAAAUAUGUAAAACUAGAACCCACUCCGAUUCAAGUGUAGACUAUGAUGCGGCAUCCGAUGAUAAAAUAUUUCCGACAUCCUCAAAAGAUCUUUCUCCAUCAAGUAGCAGUGAUUCCGAUAUCUCUGCGCUACAUACACAAUCAGUUGUGGACGACUUAUUGGGAAUUUCACCAACAAAACAACUAGUCAAUAGCAUUUUUGAAUCAGCAAAUGAGCAAAAAGUGCCGUGUAAGCGUGGUCGUAAACGAAAAGGUUCAAUGACCCCCGUUGUACCCUGUAAACGCUCAGCACGUUUGCGAGAUAAACAAAAACGUGAUAACCCAUUAAGCAGCGAUGAGAGUUUAUCGUCGCCAACAAAGGACUCAAAUGACCAGGAAAACUUGCCAGCCCAAAGCAAUAAUGACUAUUCCUGUAAGGAUAAUGAACAAAAUUUAUCAAACUUAACUGGUCUGUGUCAAGCUAAAGACAAAAUGUCCCACUCAUCAACUAGCGAACAUACUAACCAUCAGUUUGAAAUAUCUACCGAAAUGAAACAAAGGUCAAAUAAAGGCGAAAAUUAUGAACCUCAUAGUAUUACCGAUAUACAAGUUAGUGGGAACGGUGCAUUUGAAAAUACCAGUGCUGUUGGCAACACUUCAAAUGGAAUGGUUAACAAGCCAUUUUUUCGUCCUUUCGAGGAAUUUGUGAUUGUGACUAAAACUCCUGCGAUAUGCCAUUCAGAGCACUUAACAUCGCAAAUUGUUCAAAGCGCUAGCACAUCUCAAUGCACCUUGGCAUCCAGUUCAGAACUGAGCUUAGAAAUCGAUGUGCAAAAUCCUGAGCUUGAUUCAACGAAUAAUCUAUUAAAUUUAGAAUCACCAAACUCACCUCCAACAGAGACAGUCAGUGAAAACUUAUUAGUUGACUCACAAAUAACUCCAACAAUUCCUUUGGAAAUGAACAGGAGCCAUUAUCCUUCCAGCCAAAUAAAUAGUGUACUGCAAAAGUUUAUCAAGAAAUAUUCCUUUGAACUUUUUGCAACCAUAACGGGAAAAAGGAAGGAAAAUGAAGUAGAAUCUAAAAUCACACUUCAAAUCGCAGACUUCCUGAACAAAACCCGUGACCAAGUGGAUGUGACGGCUUCUACACUUGCCGCAUCUCUGCUGGAGCAAAUGUUAGAUUGUGAAAUGUUAGCCAGUCUGAUAAUUGAACAAAUUUGCAAAGCACCGCGCCCAGAAAUCGAGUUGAAUUGUGAGUUAGCACGCGUUCCACCAAAAUACAUCGGUACACACUUGCGACUUAUAUUGAUCGUGUUGCGGCACCUACAGCAAAAACGCCCGGAGAUCAUCGCUGCGGUGCUGCAAAAAAUUGAAAAUAGACUGUUUAGUUACCUGUGGAAUGAAAAGUUAUCAUUAAACACUAUUUUGAAUCUCACCCAAUUGUACUUAAUUGUUAUACCUCUUCAUAAUGCUGCACACAAUCCUGCGCGCCUAUUCAUUGCCAAAAGCUUAUAUUAUCACAAUAAGAGGGCAUCACCAAUGAUCUACGAAGUACUUUGUUGGUAUCCUACCACGCUUCCACACCGUGACGAAUCUAAUUAUGAUAAAUCAGAUGCACUAAUCACCGUUAUUCAACAUUUGUUAAUGUGUACAACAUACAAUAUGGAUACCAAGGAUUUACGUCAUAGAGAACUUCUAUCAAUGCUAAGAUUCGAAUAUCACUUUGAGCCCUUCAAACCAAAAGCACCCGAAGUUUUGACGAAUCUAGUGACAAAACUUAAGAGCGGAAAGCUAACAAAUCUCAUGUACGCCUUUGCCAUCUUUUGCAAACGAAAUCUUAAACUUGUAGAUAUUUUACUACAGCAACAAUUAUUGCCACUAGCCGAAGAAUACUAUACGCGUGUGCAGCAUACGAACGAAUAUGAUGAACGUAUUGCUGUUUUAAUGGACUGUAUAUCGGCUGUGGUGAAGCCGCUGCCUCUCACUACAGAUGUCUCCGUUUACUUUUCGAUAUUCGAACGCUUCCUUUGCGCUGUUCAGCGACCGGUCGUGCAAGAAGCGGCUGUAUUAGCCAUAUUGCGAUUUCAACGAUUUUGUCAAACACGCUGUUUUCAUGCACUUGCUAACUUCAAACCUCAUUAUCCACUGCAAAUGGUCACAACCAAUGCGCUCAAAACUUUUGUACAUAGAAAGCCGUUAAAAUACUGGAAUGGCUUAAUGCCCACAAUUUCUAAUUAAAGCAAAGCUUUAGCUUAUUUUCGAAAAGAUUUUAUCUUUUUUUUUAUUUAUAUUUUGAAUUUUUAUGUUAUGUCACAUAAAUUACAAUAUUCGCGUUUUUUAAAUAACGUCUUAAGAAAUAUUUAUUUUUAUUUUUCGCUGUGUAUAAGUUAGAUGAAUUAAUGUCAA
This is a messenger RNA of Bactrocera tryoni, 5647 nucleotides long. RefSeq names its product little elongation complex subunit 1 (gene Ice1). Lineage: Eukaryota; Metazoa; Arthropoda; Insecta; Diptera; Tephritidae. The coding region runs from base 176 to 5479 and encodes 1767 amino acids. The record is from RefSeq and is a predicted model, not a curated record. The transcript has 3 exons.